Messenger RNA from Hypanus sabinus (Atlantic stingray), 1045 nucleotides. RefSeq names its product cyclin N-terminal domain containing 1 (gene cntd1). The record is from RefSeq and is a predicted model, not a curated record. Lineage: Eukaryota; Metazoa; Chordata; Chondrichthyes; Myliobatiformes; Dasyatidae. The transcript has 7 exons. Gene Ontology annotation, cellular component: site of double-strand break. The coding region runs from base 116 to 1045 and encodes 309 amino acids. Gene Ontology annotation, biological process: reciprocal meiotic recombination.
GUAGACCGUUGGAGAGUUUUGCCAGUUGGGAUUUUUCUCGAUUGAUCGAGAAGGUUAGCCGAGUGUGUUGAAGCGAGCAGACCGCACGGUUUUGGGCCUUCGGAGUUGAAAGAAUAUGGAGAAAACGAUGGUCGUGAACGCGGACCAGAGUUGGGGCUGUUCCCGACUGCCCCCUGAACUAGUGCUCUUCACCGGAGAGAUGCUGGAAGAGUUUCUCGUGGAUGUGGCGAAAAAAAAUAAAAAUAACCUGUUGAAGCUGUCCCAGCACGCAGGAGCUUUCAAAAAGACACGAUUAAUAGAAUUUAUUUUCCUUCUCUGUGAUCAAUUGGGGCUUCAUCAUCUAAUCAGAUACCAAGCAGUGGAACUACUGGACAGGUUUAUGAUUCAAUACAUUGAUAAACUGUAUCCAUCUAGGUGCUCAGAUUCAAACAAUGAUUCGGAAAACUUUGACUGGAUACUGAAGCAGACUGCAGUCCAAGAACAUUUUGUGCUACGAAUUAUGUCUUGUGUUCAAAUAGCAAGCAAGAUCUCAUUCCAUUACCAAGUUGUUAAUAAUGCCAUGGCCCUUAAGUUCCUUCGGUCUCUUGGCUUUUCAUACAAAAGCGCAAAUCUCCUGGAUUCAGAGCUCCUUGUUCUCAAAACUCUGAAUUUUCAAGUCAAUGUUCCUUCCCCUUUCACACACACUGAACUACUAGUAGUAGUCAUGGGGUAUAAUAAUCCAUCUGUUCCCGUUAAGCAUUUGCACAGUAUUUCUCUGAAGGUGCUGACAUAUGUUUAUAUAAGGAGAAACACUAUCUAUGAAAGUUUAUUAAAAACUACUCUUCAAAAUUCCACACCUACUGAACUCCAGAGAGCAAAAUUUUUAUCGGUGAAGGAGGAUUGCAUGCUUUUAGCCGCUGGGGUUAUUGGAGCAAGUGCAUUUAUACUGAACUAUUCACCGUGGUACAAGGUUGUACAGCAGCUUGCCUCAAUUAGUGGUGUAACAGAAGAGAGUAUCUUUGAGUUUUCUCAAAUAAUAUUACAACAUAUUUACCAAACCAUUUAA